Molecule: messenger RNA, 3480 nt
Organism: Corythoichthys intestinalis (scribbled pipefish)
Lineage: Eukaryota; Metazoa; Chordata; Actinopteri; Syngnathiformes; Syngnathidae
Gene: tfap2b
Product: transcription factor AP-2 beta
Exons: 7
Coding region: 89-1393 (434 amino acids)
Biological process (GO): regulation of transcription by RNA polymerase II; anatomical structure development; regulation of cell population proliferation
Cellular component (GO): nucleus
Molecular function (GO): RNA polymerase II transcription regulatory region sequence-specific DNA binding; DNA-binding transcription factor activity, RNA polymerase II-specific
Source: RefSeq, a predicted model, not a curated record
AGCAGCAUAUGCCCGGGAUCUUCGGGACUAAAAAGUUGCCGUUUCGGCCCGUUUUGUUGUUUUAGUGAGGCUGACAGCGGUUGUCCAGAUGUUAGUACAUUCUUAUUGCACUGCGGACCGCCAUGACGGCGUCUCGAGUCACAGCUCGCGUCUGUCCCAGCUGGGCUCGGUUUCCCACGCGGGGCCCUACUCCAGCGCGCCGCCGCUCUCCCACGCGCCCUCGUCGGACUUCCAACCACCCUACUUCCCGCCGCCGUACCAGCCGCUGGCCCACUACCAGAGCCAGGACCCCUACUCCCACGUCAGCGACCCGUACUCCCUGAACUCUCUGCACCAGAGUCAACAGGGCGCGUGGGGGGCUCGGCAGAGGCAGGACGCCGCCGGGGAGCGGAUGGACAGCUCGUCUUUGCUGGCUCAGCCGAGAGCUUCGCUGCCGCAGCUGCCUGGGCUGGACCCACGGCGGGACUACGGGGGAAUGAGGCGGCCCGAUGUGCUCCUGCACGCCGCUCAUCCGGGGCUGGAGCCCGGGAUGGGCGACGGACUAUUGCACGGACUACACGGCCUGGAGGAUGUGCAGACCAUUGAAGACACCAACGGAACCAACAUACUGGAUCAAUCUGUUAUUAAGAAAGUACCCAUGCCACCCAAGAACCUUGGCUCAUUGAUGCUGGGCAAGGACGGCCUGAUUGGCGGAGUCAGCGUCAACAUAAACGAACUUUUCUGUUCGGUACCGGGUCGACUAUCCCUGCUCAGCUCCACCUCCAAAUAUAAAGUGACCGUUGGGGAGGUGCAGAGGAGACUUUCCCCACCUGAGUGCCUCAACGCAUCCUUAUUGGGGGGCGUGUUGAGAAGAGCAAAGUCUAAAAACGGUGGGAAAUGCCUGAGAGAAAAACUGGAGAAGAUUGGAUUGAAUUUACCUGCUGGGAGACGCAAGGCUGCAAAUGUCACGUUACUAACGUCACUCGUGGAAGGGGAGGCCGUGCACCUCGCCAGGGACUUCGGCUACAUCUGCGAGACGGAGUUCCCCACCAAAGCCGUGAGCGAAUACCUUAAUCGGCAGCACGCUGAUCCCAAUGAGUUGCACACGCGGAAAAACAUGCUGCUGGCCACCAAACAGCUUUGUAAGGAGUUCACUGACCUGCUGGCCCAGGACAGGACUCCCCUGGGCAACUCGAGGCCCAGCCCCAUCCUGGAGCCCGGCAUCCAGAGCUGCCUCUCCCACUUUUCCUUCAUCACACACGGCUUCGGUUCGCCCGCCAUCUGCGCCGCGCUCACGGCCCUCCAAAACUACCUCACUGAGGCCCUCAAAGGACUCGACAAGAUGUUCCUCAACAACCCUCCUAACAGGCAUGGGGACAACAAGGCCGAUAAAGAGGAAAAGCAACGGAAAUGAACCAUGUUGUUGCUUUAUGCCACUGAGACUGACGUGCCACGUGUGGGCCUGCAUGAGACAGAAGGGGAGGGAGAACUUCAGAGACACAGAAGGAUCGUUCAUCUGCGUUACCUUCUUCCGCUCCCCUGAGGAUAUGACGGUUACGGCGUUCCAUCCAUUUUGCCAGUAUGCGGACAGAGGUGCUGUGUGCAGCAACAGACAUUGUGUGCGCUUAUGUUUGUCUUCACGCAACAAAAGCAUUGUGAGUAUGAAGAUAGGUGAUGAGCUAUCUAUCUGUGAAACAGAUUUGUUUGGUAACUACACACAAAUAGAAGGGAGGGCGGGGUAAUUUAUGCGUGUACAUAUUUAUUUAUAUUAAUUUAAACGGUUGAUUUUGUAAAUAGGUGCCAGCUAUUUUGGAGUAGGCCUAUUUAUCUGUGAUUUGAUCUUUGUGAGUCGCCAGUGGGUUGGGAUGGGGGGAGUCGGGACUCAUCCGGUGUUUUUCUGUUCUUAUAGAGCUGUUGUCAUGGUGCUGAUGAUGGGUAGACAUGCUUUGAAUUGUCCUGUGCUUUCAUUUCUAUCACACUGAUAAUAAAUCAUGUGUUUUAUUAUGAGAGGUAUGCUGUCCUUCUGUGACAACGCUACACUUGUCAGUAUUUAUACUUUAAGUGAAUCAGUCUUCCUCAUGCUGUUUUCAGACUUAAAGCACAAACAAAAAAAUAUACAUUUUUGAUUUGACUAUAUACACUUGAAUAAGAAGGAAUUAUAAACAAGAUGGGAGAAUGUUUUGAACUCGUGGUUGGAAACAUUAAAAAAAAUAUAAUGCUAUGGUGCACGGCCCGUUUGAUUAGGAUCACAGCAAUCAUUAUGAUCUCAUAUGCUCUAAUGAUGUUUUUGUUUGUUUCUAAAUUUUCGACGCAGACCACUACAAUUUACAGAAAAAUGUGUCAAUUAUGCAUAUUUUCUUACAAAUGUAAAAUAAUACUAUGCAACAGAUGUUUUAUGAAAGGAGGCGAAUGUAAUGAACCUUCAAAAUCAAACUGCUUCUAAACAUUUUAGUGUAGUACCAAUUCUAAUGCUAAUGUUUAAUUCACAUAUUUUCAGUAUAGAAAAUCAUUUUCAUGCAAUUUCAUGAGAGAAAAUAUAUAAAUAUUCUCUAAAGCAACUGAGACCCAUUCAUUGAAAUGGAAACUAUAAAAUAUAUAGUUGAAUCCACAUCAAUUCCCAGACUGUGCAACAUUACAUCCUGGAGGUCUGAGCAAUCUGUUUGGACACUUUGGAAGUGCAAUAGUAUUUGAAAACAUGAUGCAAUUCCUCAUUACACCAUCAUUCUUUGUGUUCCUACGAUAAUUCCUAUACUUACAUGUACUUCAAGUACUAUCAGUUGAAUGUACACGGUGCUAAAAGCCCAUCCGUAGGGGGCCUAUUUUAUAAACUUAAAAUUCAAAUAUUUUCAAAUUCAAAGCCACUAGUGACCUAAAACCAAACAGCCACCUCCCUUAUGCAUAUAUGAGUCUCCAUGAGCAGCGGCAUCAAAAAUUUAAAGUAGUUUCAUAAUAAAAUCCAGAUUAAUUAUUUUUAUAUAAGUAUAACAAAACAAAAUGGCUAUAAAAUUCUCAGAUGUUAUGCUACAUUCAUAAAAAUCACCAAAUAUAGAGAUAAUCACCUAUAUCUUCAGGAUCAAUAACAAUAUUUAAUAGAUCACAAAAGUUUUUGCUGGAGAUAGUAACUUAACUUUUUUACAAAAUCCAACAUGGUGGACGUCACAAAACCAAGAGCUUUUUAAGUAGAAAAUUCUUGUAAAUAAAUACUCAAAUAGCACAAUUUCUAUAGCUAUGAAUGAAAAACAGUCUAGAUACUUGGUUAAAAGCAAAAAACGGGCAGUUAUUGUUCAUUUUACGUAAAUAUUUCAAAGUUACACAAAUUUUAUCCAUUGAUUUUUUUUUUCACGUUUCAAAGUGCAUGCAUAGACUUCAUAAUGUAUUGACGGGACACGGGGUGCGGGGCCGAUAAAAAUGGGGCCUCCAUUGUUGGCGAGGCCGUCAAUGCUGACCGAGUGGAAUCACAAAGAGCUUUUUUCGUUGAAAAUUCUUGUGAAUAAAUGCUUA